AUGCCACGACUCCCAGUCAUUCGUGAGGACGUGGACAUCUUGGAUUUCCGCUACCAAAAUCGCUUCAUGCUCCAUGCAGAGGCGAUUCACAACAAGACGGCGACCCUCCAAUGCCUCGGUGGAGCGGACAAAGAACUCCAACAAACCGUGCUCGUGGCUCGGCGCGCUUGGCCGCCGCCGCCGGUCCAGCCCUCGGUGACGCAUAUCUUGGCCACGCCGGUCAACGCACAAGGCUCGGGGCCCUACGCGUCGACGGCCUUCUUCGACACGUCCAACGGCUUCGUUGUUCCACCCAACAUUGGCCAAGCAUCCAGCGCCGCGCUGCAGGUGAAUGUGGAGGGCGUGACCAACGGACAGUUCUGGGCCUUUGUCGUCUAUCGGAAAGAGGAGAUCUACACCGGCGCCUAUACAUCGGUGUCUCUCUGCGAAGCUCCGCAAAGGGCAAUUGGAAAGCCCACCCUGCAGGACUUCAACGCUGAUCCCUUCUUGGUGCAGUGUGAGUUUGAGCCUGGUAUUGCAUACACGCUUCUGGGCACCCGUUUUGGUGAGAUUGCUCGCGUGCCCUUCAUCGGAGCCAUGCCCGACACCCCCACGACGCUGCCACUGCUGAGGGCGCGAGGUUUGGCCUUCGAAGAUACCAAUCCCUUGGCGGCCAAGGUCUAUGGCACUUUGACCAUCACAUCUGCUGCAUCUGAAGCGAAUGCCACCGGAGCAUAUGAGUACUCGGUGCUGGUCAAUACCCAGCUCCUACCAGGCGCCAACACCUUCUUGGUCUUCUGCAAGAAUUCCUAUGGCGAGGCCACGGUGAGCCGCCGCCUGGGCAUCCUGGACAUCUCGAUGAUUCUCCUCGAGGAUCCCUUGAUCGCGCUGCAGUACAUCAAUGGCAAUACCUAUUUGGAGGCAUGUUGCGUGCCACUGCGUGCCACUAUCAACAGCCAGAUGAGCGGCCCCGGUGCACGGGUGGAUGUCGCCGUGGUGCCUGAGGGUGGGGAAUCCAGAGCUCAGAUCUCCACGGACUACACCCAGUUGGAUUUCGGGCCACUGAUUCAGAGCCGCUUGGCGCUCGACCCUGGCGAGAUCUCGGGAUACGAGUUCGGCCCAGUGUGUACCGUGUGCAGCGAGCGAGACAUCCAAUACGAUCUCACUUCGGGUUCCAAGGUGAUUGGCCCGUGCGCCUUGCAACCGGCACAGGCCUACACCGUGGUGGUUUAUGUGGCGAUCCGCUACGAGUGUCCGUGUCAAGAUCCGUGCUACUGUACAGGUCAAAUGCGCUUCCAGAGCCAGGCUGGAAGUGGCUUGGAACUGUCGCCCACGAAUCGAAUCUUGCUACCAGACCACGCGGGCGCGAGCUGCAAUCUGGAUUCCAAGUUGCGACUCACUGGACACGUCCAGGACGUUUUGCAAGCGCAAACAGCCGGAGAACGAUGGAGAACAGCUUGGUUUUGGUGCGAUGUGGAAGGUAUCCCACAGGGCUUUGCUUGCGGUCAGAACACCAUCAACAUCUUGGAGGCUGAAUUCUAUGAGGUGUCGCCCUUGGAGCGCACCGGCCUCAAGGUGGUUCCCGCCAGCUACUUGGCCAAGGUGCCGGAGAUCGCGGGCGCCGACAAGGCGGCGGCCUUCGAUGGAAGCCAAGCCUCGAUGUAUCUCAUGGACACCUUAUUCGAUGCAUGGCUGGGAAUCGAUGUGGGCAUCGGCCAGCAGGCAGCGAUCUUGCGCUUCCGGGGCUUCUGGCAACCCGGUUGCGUGCCAAGCAAGUUGGUUCUGGAGUGGUCGGAUGACAUCAUCACCUGGACCGAGCGCAUCAUCACAGAACCAGACGUGACACAGUCCUUCACGGAUGUCUACGUCGCGGCCAAUUCGGGAAACUGGACCUUGGGUGCUUUCUACCAGGUUGCCUUCACCGCAGAAUCAGAGGGAGACCUGAUUAUCGACGGUGUGACCCCUGGUUCAGAUUAUAACAUCCAUUGCCUGUCCACGGACUCCGCCGGAAGUUCUGGACGCGAGCAGAACGCGCUGGCAGUCACCACCACUGACCUGGUGAGUCCAUUUCUGACCGUCUCCAAUGUGUCGGCCACGGACUAUACGGCCAAGGUGUACUUGGACUUGCGAGAUCCUGGAAAGGCAUAUCCUGCUCUCUCCACCUGUAUAGCUCGUGAGUUGACUGGGGUCUCACAGGCUUUACCGCCCAUGAGCGAGCUCUCCUCACAAGGGCAGAAGUGUCACUACCUGAUGGUCGAAGCGACGCACACAGGAGAUGGUCGUGUCGCCAUGCAGACAGUGUUUUCCUCUCGGCUUCUCGAUCGUGAGCUUCGCCUUCAACAGUCCCAAUGGGGUGGUCAUCGUCAAGACUAUCAGAGCUGCGGCUUCAAUCAUGAGCCAAUGGCUGGUCCCGGCGGUUGCAGUUCCAGAGGAUCCUUGCAGAAGGUGAGUUUUCUUUUGUCGGUGAAGGCCAUCAGGGACGUCUAUGUUUGGAUUGGCGAAAUCGGGGGCCUGGGCUAUGAGAUCUUGCUUGGCGGAUGGCAAAACACGCGAGUGACCUUGUCCCAUGGCUAUUCACGGGAUCCGAGCAACGAAGGGCAAGCGCCGCCCACGGUGAUGAGGGCCUAUUCCUCACCGGACGAAGCACAAAUCUUGGACCAGAACAGCUUCCUGACCUUCUGGGUCGACGCAGAUCCAAUGACUGGGCUGAUUCGUGUGGGCGCCAAUGAGAUUUUCGGACACAAUGUGCUCAUCGCGUACAAUGACUCGAAUCCGAUCAGCCCACUGACCUCCUUGAUGGUGGGCACGCUGCAGAGCGAAGGUGCUCCGCCGCAGAUUUACGUUUGCCCCAGGGUGGGAAACCUCCUGCAGGGUCGAUCCAUCCAGAGCUCUUCAGUCGCCUUUAACGGAUCUCCGGAGAAGGCUGUGGAUGGGCAAUGGGGCGACAACACCUUCUGCGAGUACUGCGCUCGGAACGAUCCCCUGCACGUUUGCGCCUCCACGCGGCGACAGGACAGCUUCAACCCGCCCUACUUCCGCAUCGCUUUGGGCAGCGACCGACUCUAUUUGAUCAGUGCGAUUCGCUUGGUGGUCCCAACCGAUGGCCGGCCGGAGCAGUCAGCAGAGUGGACCAUCUAUGUGGGUACCACGGGCUUCCGCUCCGAUUCGGUGUGCACGGUCAUCCCCAAUGCACGUGGUGAUCACAUUUGGCCUUGCACUCCAGCAAAUGGCAACUACGUCAGCGUUUGGGGCAACGUCAACCAGCUGAAGGUGCUUCCGGAAGAGUUUGGCAUCCGCAUUUGCGAGAUCGAAGCCUAUGCCACCUACCAGACCACACGGCUCGAGCACGUCAUCGACAAGUUCGCCUUGGCCAACGGCUUGCCCCAGCCUUUCCCGACGGAUGGACCGCCACAGAACAUCAACAUCUACGGACUUCAGCCCAACCGCAGUUACGAGGCCAUUCCGCGGUUGAGAUAUACCAGGAAACGAAUGAAACAACGAAUGAACAACGAGAGAUUGUUGUUUGAGCCUUGGUAG
Messenger RNA from Durusdinium trenchii, 3516 nucleotides. Lineage: Eukaryota; Dinophyceae; Suessiales; Symbiodiniaceae. The record is from the annotation of a GenBank genome assembly.